Penicillium diatomitis is the source of this 1629-nucleotide messenger RNA. Its product is annotated as GMC family oxidoreductase. Gene Ontology annotation, molecular function: flavin adenine dinucleotide binding; oxidoreductase activity, acting on CH-OH group of donors. The transcript has 2 exons. Bases 1 to 1629 code for a protein of 542 amino acids. The record is from RefSeq and is a predicted model, not a curated record. Lineage: Eukaryota; Fungi; Ascomycota; Eurotiomycetes; Eurotiales; Aspergillaceae.
AUGGCGACUACCAAUGACCUCCCCGCGCUGGAUGUCAACAGCUACGAUUACAUCGUGGUCGGUGGUGGCACGGCAGGCUGUGUCAUUGCCGCCCGAUUGGCGCAGUAUCUCCCCAACAAGCGCACCCUGGUCAUCGAGGGUGGUCCUAGUGACUUCACCGAUGACCGAGUCCUCAAUCUGAAGGAGUGGCUGAAUUUGCUGGGCGGCGAACUCGACUAUGAUUAUCCUACGACCGAGCAACCCAAUGGCAACAGCUACAUCCGCCACUCUCGUGCCAAGGUUCUCGGUGGCUGCUCUAGUCACAACACCCUCAUCUCCUUCCGCCCCUUCGAGUACGACUGCAAAACCUGGGUCGCCAAGGGUUGCAAGGGUUGGGACUUUGAGACCUUCACCCGCAUGAUCGAUGGUCUGCGCAACACCUUCCAGCCCGUGCACGCCCGUCACCGUAACCAGCUAUGCAAGGAUUGGGUCCAAGCAUGCUCCACCGCCAUGAACAUCCCGGUGAUUGAGAACUUCAACGCCGACAUCCGCAAGAACGGAGAGCUGACCGAGGGUGUUGGUUUCUUCAACGUCUCCUACAACCCGGAUGACGGUCGUCGCAGCAGUGCCUCCGUCGCCUACAUCCACCCCAUUCUCCGGGGCGAUGAGAAGCGCCCCAACUUGACCAUCCUCACCAAUGCCUGGGUGUCCAAGGUCAAUGUCGAGGGUGACCGAGUCACUGGUGUCAACGUUACUCUGCAGUCCGGCGUCAAGCACACUCUUCGCGCCAAGAAGGAGACCAUCCUCUGCGCUGGCGCCGUCGAUACUCCUCGUCUGAUGUUGUUGUCCGGUCUGGGUCCCAAGGAGCAACUGACCUCCUUGGGCAUUCCCGUGAUCAAGGAUCUCCCCGGCGUCGGUGAGAACCUGCUGGACCACCCCGAGAGUAUCAUCAUGUGGGAACUCAACUACCCCGUUCCUCCCAACCAGACCACCAUGGACUCGGAUGCCGGUAUCUUCCUGCGUCGCGAGGCCCCCAACGCCGCCGGCUCCGACGGCCGCGCCGCCGAUAUCAUGAUGCACUGCUACCAGAUCCCCUUCACCCUCAACACCUCCCGUCUCGGCUACGACGAGCCCAUCAACGCCUUCUGCAUGACGCCCAACAUUCCCCGCCCUCGCUCUCGUGGUCGUCUCUUCUUGACCUCGGCCGAUCCCUCCGUCAAGCCCGCCCUGGACUUCCGUUACUUCACCGACCCAGAGGGCUACGACGCCGCCACCAUCGUCGCCGGUCUUAAGGCCGCCCGUAAGAUCGCCCAGCAAUCCCCCUUCAAGGAGUGGAUCAAGCGUGAAGUGGCCCCCGGCCCUUCGGUCCAGACCGACGAGGCGCUGUCCGAGUACGGUCGUCGUGUUGCGCACACCGUGUACCACCCGGCCGGUACCACCAAGAUGGGCGACGUCACCCGCGACCCCAUGGCCGUCGUCGACCCCACCCUGAAAAUUCGCGGCCUCAAGGGUGUGCGUAUUGCGGAUGCCGGUGUUUUCCCGGACAUGCCCACCAUCAACCCCAUGCUCACUGUUUUGGCCAUUGGUGAGCGUGCCGCGGAGUUGAUCGCCGAGGAGGCCGGCUGGACUCGCUCGCAGCCUCGUCUGUAA